This is a messenger RNA of Dicrocoelium dendriticum, 1134 nucleotides long. Lineage: Eukaryota; Metazoa; Platyhelminthes; Trematoda; Plagiorchiida; Dicrocoeliidae. The record is from the annotation of a GenBank genome assembly.
AUGCUCACCCCAACGGACGCUACCAAUUUGACAACACCGAUUUACCUAACCGCUCCCGCCUUCGAUGAAGACAAGAUCCUAGUCUACCGUGAACUUUAUUACGAUGGAUUUAGUUCGGUAAUCGCAGCUAGAGAUCUGACUUCCGGUGCCGCAGUGGCUAUCAAAAAAGUUGAGUACGAUUUUUUUCGACCAUCACCGUUCCCACUACGAAUUCUCCAACGCAGAUUUUCGAAGAAGAUUCGUCAACAUGCAGGGAGGAUGCGUGCUCUGUCUCACAACUCUGUGCUUAAGUUAAUUGAAUUUGUGAUCGAACCAAACCGUGUCGUAAUUGUGACGGAGAUGUGUGUGUUUGGGGACCUUUUCAACUGGAUGCUUCAGCAACUUCAGCUACGUGCACGUGACUUAUGCCUGAUUGUGCACUACAUAAUGCAAGCGCUUAGCUAUCUGCACUCCCAUGAGCUGGCACACGGUAACUUGACUCCGUCCCACAUCCUGUUUCACGCUAUGUCACCCCAGUCAUUGACCAUAAUGCCCGACCUAAGCAUUCGCAACGAAUUGGUCUGUCUCACGGGAAAAUGUCCUCCAAUAGUAGAUUGUUGGGCACCGGAACGUUUGCGAAAUUUCAUCGCCUAUCAAACUACACGCAGUGUAAAUGAGUGGCAUCUAACCGAAAGUUCGGAUGACAAAACAUACAAAGAGUUGAUGCAAGCCACCAAAGCACUCGAUGUUUGGAGUGUCGGUUGCAUUGCCCAUAUCGCUUUAACCGGAAAACCCCCGUUUUCGGCGGACUCGGCGCGCAGCAUGCUGGAAGUGAUAGAGCAAGCUGAGGGGAAAUCACACAAUCCGAUGUUAAAAUCCUACAGUCCACUCAUAUAUAACCGUUUAGGAGAAUGUUUGACAGUCGACCCAGAGGAUAGGCCAUUCGCAGAGAACUGUUCCCUUCCCGGGUGGAUCGACGACGAUACGACGCGCAGCGACGACCGCAAUGUUUUGCUUGUCAUCGAGUAUGAUUUAUUGCAUACCUGUCGGCGAUACAGGGCACAGGGGCGUAAAGUGUUCGAGCACGUGUUUGCGCCUGACUCCACCAUCUUGAACCCUUCCAACACGGAUAUGGUUCCGCAACAAGCAAAUUGA